AUGAUUGAUUUUUACAUUGUCUAUAACACCCAUAAUAAUGCUACUUGGAGAGGCACUGCUAUAUAUGGCUAUCCCAAAUCUAAUCAAAAAACCUUAACCUACAAUUUGAUUAAUAAUCUGGCUCAAAGAAACCCCCAUGAUAAUUGUAACCUCAUUAGAUAUGACAAAGAGAAAGUGGGGGAAAACCCUAUGCUUCCUCAUCUUUCUAACAUUAUUAAUGAUACUUUUUCUUCUUGUCAUCUUAAUGAUUUAGGCUAUAUUGGUAAUAUGGAGACCUGGACCAACAACCAGCAAGGUGGAGAUUUCAUCAUGGCUAGACUGGAUAGAUUUAUGGCCAGUAACAAUUGGAUCACUAAUUUUCCCCACUUCUCUAACACCCAUCUCCAUAGAAUAUCCUUUGACCAUAACCAUAUUCUCCUAAAAUUUUCCUCUAGGCAGGAGUUGUCUUCUCCUAGAUAUUGUGUCAAGAGAUCACAACAUUUUGAGAACAUCUGGAUGGAGCACCAGGACAUUGAGGGAAUAAUUGAGAGCUCUUGGAAGAACCAGAAUCACAGGAAGACUCGGGAUAAAAUUCAAAAUACCCUUGACAUCUUAUGUAAUUGA
Vicia faba (fava bean) is the source of this 603-nucleotide messenger RNA. Lineage: Eukaryota; Viridiplantae; Streptophyta; Magnoliopsida; Fabales; Fabaceae. The record is from the annotation of a GenBank genome assembly.